Messenger RNA from Nothobranchius furzeri (turquoise killifish), 5381 nucleotides. It is a transcript of the gene usp40, whose product is annotated as ubiquitin specific peptidase 40. The record is from RefSeq and is a predicted model, not a curated record. Lineage: Eukaryota; Metazoa; Chordata; Actinopteri; Cyprinodontiformes; Nothobranchiidae. Gene Ontology annotation, biological process: protein deubiquitination. Gene Ontology annotation, cellular component: cytosol; nucleus. Gene Ontology annotation, molecular function: cysteine-type deubiquitinase activity.
ACUACAAAUCCCACAAUGCAUCAUUGCAUUCGCGACGUUUAAAACAUGGCGGCUUACUGUCCAGCUAUGGUGUCUUUAUUUACGUUUCGUUUAUUUUCCUUUUUAAGGCAGUCACGGGAAGAAGGAGCUUGUGUUCGAAGCCAAUUCGAGUAAAAAAAUCGAUUAAAAUAUUAGCCACUGUUUCGGUUUUACGACGCUGUUUUUCCAGUAGUUGUAACACCGACUGUCAGAUUUCUUUUGUCGCUCGGCGUUCAUUCAGCUCAGCGGUUGACUGGCCUUAUCGAGCGGAGACACAACUCAAACACGGUCAUGGUCGCAAUGUUCAGCCCCGUGAACUCCUCUUACCUCAGAGUCAGUCCAGCCGCUGUUGACCGAGAACUCGAGAAACGAAACUGAAGAAACUCCACUCACUCAGCAUGUUUGGAAACCUUUUUGAAGAAGAGGAGAGCGAAGGCUUCUCUUUAGCCUCCCCCAAGGAACGAGCUGCCAAAGGGACGGAUGAGCCUCCUCCACCCCGAGGAAGGAGUCAUUUGUGCGGCAUUAAGAACCAGGGAGGGACGUGCUACCUGAACUCUCUGCUCCAGACUCUGCUGUUCACCCCUGAGUUCAGAGAGGAGCUGUUCCGUUUGGGACCACAAGAGUUGGGGUGUCUUGAGGACAAAGACAAACCAGAGGCUAAAGUCAGAGUGAUCCCACUGCAGCUCCAGAGGCUGUUCACCCGUCUGCUGCUGGUGGAUCAGCAGUGCGCCUCCACCACUGACCUCACUGACAGCUUUGGCUGGAACAGCAGCCAGGGGACGAAUCAGCAGGAUGUUCAGGAGCUUAACCGGAUCCUGUUCAGUGCCUUGGAGCACUCUCUUGUGGGCACCAGUGGCAGUACAUUUAUCCACCGCCUCUAUCACGGCACCAUCGUCAACAGCAUCGUCUGUAAGGAGUGUGGGAACAUCAGCCAGAGACAGGAGGACUUCCUGGACCUGACGGUGUGUGUGUGCGGUGUAUCUAGUCUGGAGGAGGCUUUAUGGAACAUGUUUGUGGAGGAAGAGAUGUUUGAGGGCACUAAUCUUUAUUGCUGUGCUCGGUGUGACAGACUGGUCACUGCUGCUAAGUCCGCCAAGUUGAAGAAGCUUCCUCCUUUCAUGACGAUGUCCCUGCUGAGAUUCAGCUUUGACUUUUCUAAACUUGAGCGAUACAAGGAGACGGGACGCUACAGCUUCCCGCUCACCAUCAACCUGAGACCCUUCUGUGAACAGACUGAUGGAGAUGACACGGAUUUCACCUAUGAUCUGUUCUCUGUGAUCAUCCACAAAGGAGGCUGCUACGGUGGCCACUACCACGUGUACAUUAAGGAUAUUGAUGAACUCGGCCGAUGGGAGCCACCUGAUGAGGACUGCAAACCCAAAACUCAGAUUAAAAUCAAGGAGGUCAAGGAAGUGUGUGAACCAAAACUGCAGGAAGAUGACCCCCUUUCUGUCCUCACCACAAUCAUUUCCCAGGAGUCACCAAAGAGUGUUCUGAUUGAUCAGCUGGGUCAGAAACUCAUGGAUAAGAUCGGCUCAUCCUGGAGCAAGAAGUUCAGGAGACAGUAUGGUCCCAUCGGAAAGUUUCUGCAGUCUCACAGUGAUGUUUUCAUGCUCGUGUCUAAUGGUACUCGAGUAGCGCUGAAGGCUAACCCUCCGAGUCCAGCGACCGAGUGCCCCGCUCCAGCAGAUAAAGCCACAGAGCCGACAGCUGCUGGCUCAGCAACCUCCGAUCGAGAGCAGGAAAUCAAACCAGAGGGUAGCCACUGGUUUGACCUCAACGACUCCACUGUGACUUCCAUCAGGGAGUCGGACAUUGAGAAGCAGUUCCAGGGCAAAGAGAGUGCCUACAUGCUGUUCUACAGAAAAACACAGCUGUUCAGACCGAGCAAAGCUCUGAACAAUCCCCUGUAUAAAGUCCCCUCUCAGCUCAUCCAGAUGGCUCAGGAUGAGAACAUCCAACUUCAGCAGAAGCGUGAGCAGUUUGAAGCCAGUAACAACACUGUGGAGCUGCAGCUGCACCUGGCACCCUUCUAUAGGCUGGAUAAUGGAGCCCUGCAGCCCAUCAGCACAGAACCAAGUGGGAUCACCGCCCUGAGCUUCGACCGGAGGAAGACCGUGGGGGAUUUACGCCUCACUAUUUAUCAGAUGCAGGAACUCUGGGAAGGAGACAUGGCUCUGACCGUGGCAAAGAGUCUUCCUGCAGGUUUACACCUCUACAACACUCUAACAGCUGAUGACGUGUCCUUGUACAGUGUAGGAAUCCACACAAACUCUGACCUGUUUGUGUGGAACGGUAGAGAGGUUUGUGGUGCGACGGUCCAGACGGGAGCCGAGUGGGAACCGGUCUUGCUGACUGUCGUCCGACCCUUUCUGGGUGAAGACUUUGAGCAAGAAGCUCAAAACGGAAUCGAAUGUAAACAAAGCGAGUGUGAGAACGGCGGGCCGGGACUCAAAAGGGAAGCAAGAGGGUUUGCAGGUGGUGCAACUCUUGUGGAGGUGAGGGAGGCACUCGGGGAGCCCAAGGAGAGUCUGCUGUGUCAGCGGCAGAGAGGAGGAAAGGGAGGUGAGCAGGGGGCCGGAGAGGGAGGGGGCGCGAGCGGAUGGAGAGUAUUCCCACCAGAUGAUAUGCAUCGGACUCUGAAAGAUCUGUCGCUGAAAGAUGGAGACGCGCUGUUGGUGCUGGAGCCGGAGUCGUUGGACAGCAGCGUGUUCACCCGAAAUGGGGACGUUGUCACCGUGACCACACCGUCUGACUGCCGCUGGCUCCUGGUGGAGUUUCAACCACAAUUAAAAGGAGGUGAGGAGGAAAAGAAGAGAGUCAAGGUUCCAGCCACAGGAAAUAUGCUGCUGUGUGAAGUGAAACGGAGAGCCGUGGAGGAGCUGCAGCUGCAGGAGCAGCCUCCAGGUGCGCCGUACUGUCUGAGGCAGGUGGACUGCACAGGGAAACUCCUUCCUCCAGUGUGUGAGGAGCUGAGCGUUCGGGACGCGGGAGUGCGACUCAUGACCACACUGACUCUCUGUCCGGGAAAAAGCCCCAAGGAGUCACAGCUGUUCUUGCUCUACACCGUGGGUUCUGCGUCCUCUGCUGGCAUGGAGAUGGAUAUCAUUGUGGAGAAGACCUGCACUGUCAAAGAAUGUCUUAAAGCGAUGCUGGACGCUGUUGGGCUUGAUGGUACUUGUUGGCACUUGAGGAGGCUAGAUUGGUGUGAGGAGGUUGGAGAACCACUCAUGGAUGAGGAUGCUCCUCUGUCAGCUCUGAAGAUCGCCAGCGGAGAGACGCUGGUCGUCACUGAGGGACUUCUGCCUCCGAAGGGAUUUCUUAAAAUAUCUAUUCGGUUGUUUGUGGAUCUGAGAAGUUUGGGGUCAGAUUCUAAUCACACGGAUGACACGGCUGCUGAAGAGCAAAUGAACAAAGGGGCGACGGCUCGGUCGCCUGGAACCACGACGGAGCUGAGAAGUGUGGGACAGGUGGAGAUAUCGGACGAAGCUACGCUGGAGGAGCUCAAAACUCAGGUCUUGACGCUGCCGAUGCUUCAGGGUGUGUGCGUGCCGACCCUGGCGUUCCUUCGUGUUUGGCAGAUGGAUGGAUGGAAGCUGGCUCGUAUUCUUAGAGGACAACAAGUCACACUCAGGAAGCUGAAGGUGACGAGUGGUGCUGACCUUUGUGUGCAGCAGCUCCUGAAAGAAGAGGACAUUGGGCCUAAGCAGGUGCUGCUGAACGUUCGGAUGGCCGUUCCAGGGGAGAGGCGCUACUACCCUGCAGAGGAGCUGGUUUGGGAUGCAUCCCAUGAUUCUUCUCCUCGCUCUCUACGCUCUUGUGUGGCUGCACGCUACGGCCUCUCUUCUGAUUCUCUGCUGUUGGCCAAACACCAGCCGGAAAAACACACUUGGGAAGAAAUCUCCAACUGGACCCAGCAAGUGUCCAAGAAGAAGAGGAAGAAAAAGGCAGAAUCGCUCCUCGGACCUCCGUUCCACCUCAAAGACGGCGACGUACUUGGCGUUAAGAAUCUAUUGAUCGACAACAACAGAGACUUUUUAACGGCGGAGGACGAGCAGGGCCAGCAGCGGCUCAUGGAGCAGGCAGAGCAACGCAGGAAAGGAGAAAAUUCUGCCACGUCGAAUAGUUCUGGGAAAACUAGGCCGAGGAAGCCAGAGGUGCCGUUGUCAAUCAGCGUUGGAGUUUUUAGAUAGCUUCCUCCUUCUGCGGGUUAAUAGAUCAUCAGGAUCUGAGGACACAGUGAGACGCCGUGUUGCUUUGGGAGCAAUCCAGCUCAGUCAGUCAUGUGCCACUUAAAAAAAAAAAAAAAGAACUUUUAAUCUUUAAGUCUGAUUUUGGAGAUGGAUGAGAGACGUAAAGUGACUUUCUGACACUUUUUUUUUUAAUGGUUUAAGAUGAUUUUGAGUUAAACAGAUCAGUAGCGAACUUAAAUCUUUAUACUGUAUGCUGCCCAGACUUUACUUUCCUUUCAUAAACAGUUAUCUACUGUGUUAACCUGAUUUUCUAUCGACCGAACGGUUAAAAACAUUUUCUUGUGGCUUUUAAAAGAUUGUUUUUUUUCAUUGUCUCAACAAACUGACACUUAGUGAAGAACUGCCUUCAGAUAAACCACAAACCUCUAUAAGAUGCAGCCGUAGCGCUAGUCCUCCCAUGAACUCAUCAGUGUGUGUUGGGAACAAAGCGUUUCUCUGGAUCAGUAACGUGUUUCCAGGGGGGUGAGAGAUCUGCCUUAAUGUGGAGAAGCAUCGUCGCUGCUCUGUCCUCCCUACCUCACUCAAACUGUCCCGCUCCUCUUCUACCUCUUUUAUUCUUCAUCCUUUACUCUAACGCUGAACUGUUGCCCAGCUUGGAUGAAGCAAAUCACUGCUAUAGUGUUGACAGACUAACAGUGAGCGUGCCAUGCUGCACCUCUUUAAUGGGACUGGGAACUGAGAGGUGGGUGCACGGCUGUCUUUAGCUCACCCCUGUUUGACUUGAUCGUCUGUAAGUGAAGAGCCCGAGGGUUUCUUUUGAAGAAUAUUUAAUGUUUUAGUUGCAUGUAUUAGAUCUGAAGUUCAGGGAAGUAAAACAAUAAAUGGAUUAUUUAGUAAAAAGUGACAAAAGUUACUUUAUUCUUUGAAUUGUUAUUUUUAUUUUAUGAUGCUGCUUCUCAUCGUUUUGGCCUUUAUCUGUGGCCAAACAAAUGUGCAAAAUUAGUUUUACUGGUUGAAAAAUCAGCGGCCUACUCAGUGGACUUAUUGCUGAUGUUACUGGUGACACAUUUGUUAUAUUGAAAAGGAAGUGAUGUAGUGGUGCAGUGGACAUCUGUACUCUCAAACUACUUUUGCAUAAAGUCAUAUGAGCAAUAAAGAUAAACGUUGGGA